CGCGAACAACAUUUCGUUACUAGUGAGUUCUCCGUUCAUCCAUCGCCGUCGGAGAGAGAAGAUUGACUCAGGUUCAUGCUUCGCCACGAUUAUUCAACUUCCGAACAGGUUUAAAUCAACGAUUGCAGCGAAGUACUGUUUGCUGUAAAGCAUCAUGUCAAAUAUUACAGUAUGCGCACGUUUUAGGCCUUUGAACUCAAAAGAGAAGCAAAAUGACAAUAACUCUGUUUGCAUUCGAUGUAGAGAUUCCGAAACUUUCAUUUUCAAGGACGAAAAGGAUGAAGAAUCCGUGUUUAGCUUUGAUAGAGUGUUUUACGAACAGUCUGAGCAAGCUGAUGUCUAUCAGUUUCUAGCUCUUCCCAUGGUUAGAGAUGUUGUUGAUGGAUACAAUGGGACAAUUAUCACUUAUGGCCAGACUGGAGCUGGGAAGACAUAUAGUAUGGAGGGAUCUGGUAUACUUGAAUGUGGUGAACAGAAGAAGGGACUUCUUCCAAGAAUUGUAGAGGGAAUUUUUGAUUCCUUAAAUUCUUCUGAUGAAAAGAAAACAUAUUCAAUUAAAUUGUCAAUGGUUGAAAUCUACAUGGAAAAAGUGAGGGACCUAUUUGAUUUAUCAAAAGUUAAUAUACAAAUUAAGGAGAGUAAAUCACGAGGAAUAUUUUUGCCCGGUGUUACAGAGGUGAGCUAUUUUUUGGGAACUUUGUAUCUUAUUACUGUGCUGGACCCUGCUGAAGCAUUGCAAAACCUGUCUAAGGGGAUAGCUAACCGGACAGUUGGUGAGACCCAAAUGAACAUGGCCAGCAGCAGAAGUCACUGCAUUUAUAUAUUCACAAUUCAGCAAGAAUUUUCCAGAGAUAAAAGGACGAGGUUUGGAAAACUAAUUCUAGUGGACUUGGCUGGGUCAGAGAAAGUGGAGAAAACAGGAGCAGAGGGAAGAGUUCUAGACGAAGCCAAGACCAUAAACAAAUCCUUGUCUGCUCUGGGAAAUGUAAUAAAUUCUCUUACAUGUGGUCUGCAAGGAAAAACAAGCCAUAUCCCCUAUCGUGAUUCCAAGCUCACUCGAAUUCUUCAGGAUGCUCUUGGAGGAAAUGCUAGAACUGCAUUGCUUUGUUGUUGCUCACCCAGCGCUUUUAAUGCAUCUGAGAGUCUGUCCACUCUUCGUUUCGGUGCAAGGGCGAAACAUAUAAAGUCGUCUCCUCGCUUGAAUUACAGUGAAGAAAAAAGUGACACAAGUUCUAGUGCUGCUUCUCUGUUUGACGACGAGUCAAGCGCUAGAAUUUUGACCAAGUUGAGGGAGAAAUUUAAUGUUGAAGAUGUGAAGUUCCUAGAGGAAUUGUUCAUACAAGAGGGCAUUCUCUUUGACCUUUCAUCUGUUGAAGAGGAGUCAGACAUAGAUGACCUCACUUUACAGAUGAUAUCCUUGCUGCAAGCAGCUAUGGAAAAGCUUACAGCUACUGUUGACGAGGUAAGACAAAAAUGUGCGAUAAUCUUUCUCUUACUGCAGAGUAAUGUUUCGGUCACUUCCAACCAUUUGGGCACUUUUUGUUUACCAGAUUAA
Vigna unguiculata (cowpea) is the source of this 1555-nucleotide messenger RNA. RefSeq names its product ATP binding microtubule motor family protein. NCBI's taxonomy places the organism in Eukaryota, Viridiplantae, Streptophyta, Magnoliopsida, Fabales, Fabaceae. The record is from RefSeq and is a predicted model, not a curated record. Gene Ontology annotation, molecular function: ATP binding; microtubule motor activity; microtubule binding. Gene Ontology annotation, biological process: microtubule-based movement.